Molecule: messenger RNA, 819 nt
Organism: Coniosporium apollinis CBS 100218
Lineage: Eukaryota; Fungi; Ascomycota; Dothideomycetes
Product: enoyl-CoA hydratase
Exons: 2
Coding region: 1-819 (272 amino acids)
Biological process (GO): fatty acid beta-oxidation
Cellular component (GO): peroxisomal matrix
Source: RefSeq, a predicted model, not a curated record
AUGAGCCCCGAAGAAGCCGUGACGCUCGAAUACCGCGGCCGCGUCGCUAUCAUCACCCUGAACCAGGAGAAGAAGCUCAAUGCCCUCAACCAGGAUUUAUACUACCGCCUCGCAUGCUGCAUGCACGAGAUAGCCGCGCGCGAUGACAUCUCCGUCACUGUCCUGACAGCCAAGGGCCGGUUCUUCUCUGCCGGCGCCGACGUCUCCAUCUCCCGCUCCACCCCCCAAGGCGAAGACGCCCGCCGCCACUGGCUCAAGUCCUUCGUAGCCAACAACCUCCACAUCACACACGCCUUCUACACGCACCCUAAGAUCCUCGUGACCGCGCUCAACGGCCCCGCAGUCGGGCUCUCGGCCGCCCUAAUCGCCUUCUCCGACUUCAUCUACGCAGCCCCGCACGCCUUCCUCUUGACGCCCUUCAGCUCGCUGGGGCUCGUCACCGAGGGCGGCGCAAGCCGUGCCUUCGUACAACGCCUCGGAAUCAGCAAGGCGAACGAGGCGCUGAUCAUGAGCAAGAAGAUCACGGCCGAGGAGCUCGUGGCGACGGGCUUCGUGAACAAGAUCGUGGAUGUGGGGGAUGCGAAGGCGAGUGAUAAGUUCCUGGCUGAGGUGCUCAAGGAGGUGGAUGAUAGGCUGGGCGAGCAUCUGAAUCAGGAGAGCUUGUUGAAGAUCAAGGCGCUAAUUAGGCGGCCAGAGAGGGAGGUGUUGGAUGCGCAGGGCGUGCAUGAGGUUAUCGGGGGGUUGGAGAGGUUCUUGAAGGGGGUGCCGCAGGAGGAGUUUAGGAAGAUUGCGGCGGGGGAGAAGAAGCAUAAGUUGUAG